AGGACUUUACCGUAGCCUCGCUGCUCGCGUUCGUGCUUCCGCGUUUUGUCUUUUUUUUUAAAAGAUUCGUACGACGAGGAACUGAAGAUGCCAGAGGCCGAAACGUCGUGCUGUUGCCGAGAGUGCUGCUCGCGGUGAAGGACGCCUGUUUUGUUGUUGUUGUUGUUGGUGGUGGUGCUGCCGCUGCUCGGACAGCCCCUUGUUGACAUGCUAGGGUCUAGCGUGAGAAAGUGAUCUGGACUUUUCCCAGCUACACUUUGUCUCAUAUAUGACGACGCGCGGGAGGUGAAAACUAGCAGUGAAGACUUGUGCGCGCUUAAACAGAAUCGACCGCUGGACAGCAGAGAAAGAUGGUUUCUUCGAAAUGGAAUGUGACUGGACGUCUCGCAGUUCUUCUGGUGCUGGUGGCGGCGCUGCUUUCACCGAGUGGGGCUUCCCCUUCGCCCUCGGCAGCACUGGACGACCUGGAUCUGGACGAUUUGGACCUGGACGACCCGCAGCUGGAGGAUGGACUGGAGGCGGUGGGGGCGGUGGGGACGGCGGAGGCGGCGCCGCCUCACGAAGACGAGCACGUGGGGGAGGUGAUGCUCAGCGGCCACGUGGAGCCCACGGUGGCCCAGAAGGAGACCGACGUCUACAGGCUGGUGUCUUCGGCGAUGCGGCAGCCGUCGCUGCGCCGCCAGCUGUCGCAGAUCCUGCCCAUCGUGCGCGCCAUGACGCCGGCGCAGCGGCUGGCGCUGGCGGCCAUGAAGCUGCUGCUGCCGCUCAGCUGGGACAUCGCCAACCUAAUCACGGCCAGCGCCGCCGAGGCCGACGGCGGCCGCCUGCUACGCGCCGCGCAGGAGUUUCAUGCGCAAACAUACACUUACAUCAUCAUCGCCGCCGCCUCCACUAACAUCAUCUACCCAGGGGAAAACCGACUCCUAGCCAAUACCAUAUAUAACCCUGAAUCCACACCAUCAAGGAACACCUCGCCAGUGCCGCCGCCGGUGGACUUGCCCCCACCACCGGGGAACAACAGGAGGAACGGCCUCGUCACUACCGGUGAGUUCCGCAUCUGCAUCCGCAUCUACAUGUGUGCUCCACAAGUUACAAGAGAGCAGCACCAGCAACAGAUACCGACGACGUUUCGGCCUUCGCCCGCUAGGCCGCAGCACCGCCUGGAGACGGCCGACAACGACCCGGAGCCGCAGUCGUGCAACUUGGUGGCCAACGACCUGUGUCUCGAAACCGACGACUACCCAGACUCUGCGAUCCUGGCGAGCAUCCGGCGCAGCCAGGGCUCGAUGGACGCCAUGCUGCUGGACAGCGGCCAGCGCUCCACCUCGCCGACGCCCACUGCAGACAGACGACCGGAUUCGCCCUUGGCCGCGGCGCUGACGUCAUCGCAGACGUCUGAGUCCGGCACGGUGUCGCUGUGUGCGUCUCGCACGCAGCUGGCCAGGCCGCGGCGGGCUCGCGCCACCAGCGGCCAGUGGAAGUUCGUCGUCAACGUGGGCGAGUACACCCAGACGCUGCGACUCGACCUCUGCCUAAAGCCUCGUGAAAGCUGCGGCCUGCUACCGGACAACGUGGAGUCGCGCUGUCAGCAGGUGUACAACUACCACCGCUUGCUCACCUGGGACAAUGAGCGAGGACUCCACAUGGACAUCUUCAAGGUGCCCACGUGCUGCACUUGCCAGGUGACCGCCGUGCACCCGCUGCUGCAGCGGCCCAGCAAGCAGCCGACACAGCAGCAGCAGCAGACCGGCGCCAAACACCACGACGUCGAUAACGACGCCGACGCAGCGGCUGUCGUUCCGUCCCGGCUACCAUCCAUCACCACCCCGUCGUCGGCGCCCACGACGCCGCCGCCCAGCUUCCUGCCGACGCGGCACGGCUUCCGGCGGCCGUCCACGCACCCUGUCACCGGCUCCCCAGGCUACCUGCCGCCUCGGGGGCCGCCGCUGCCGCUCGCCGACCACGGAGGCGCAGACGUCGACUCCCGUCUCAGCUGGCUCAAGCGCAACCGCUCCUCCCUCUACAACAGGUACCCUCCGCGGAGGCCGAAGCCUCACGUCAUCUCCUCCGACUCGAUCCGCCGCGGCGCCACUACGAGGCAGCCGCAGGCGCCGUCGCCACCGACGCUGCCGACGCCUCCGGACGCCGCCACGCCCAGCCCGGACGGCCUGAGCGUCGGCGCCGCGUCGGGCCCUCACCGGCGCGUCAACUACAGCUACCACCCCAUCAUAGACUACAUCCGCCAGCAGCAACUCGCCGAGCAGCCGGCGACGGCGCUGCAGUCGCGCUCCGGACAGGGCUGGACGCCCAUCGAAGGAGCCGCCGCGUAG
Schistocerca serialis cubense is the source of this 2330-nucleotide messenger RNA. RefSeq lists its product as uncharacterized. The coding region runs from base 351 to 2330 and encodes 659 amino acids. NCBI's taxonomy places the organism in Eukaryota, Metazoa, Arthropoda, Insecta, Orthoptera, Acrididae. The transcript is spliced from 13 exons. The record is from RefSeq and is a predicted model, not a curated record. Gene Ontology annotation, molecular function: growth factor activity; Toll binding. Gene Ontology annotation, cellular component: extracellular region. Gene Ontology annotation, biological process: innate immune response; central nervous system formation; regulation of Toll signaling pathway.